UCCAUACACUUUACUUUUUCUUUUCAGACAAUUAAUUGAAUCUAUGGCAUCAUCAUCUUCUACUGUGAGUAAUUCACAAAACUGUCCUCGAUGGAAGUACGAUGUCUUUCUAAGUUUCAGAGGAGAUGAUACCCGGAAUAAUUUUACGAGUCACUUGCACAAAGGUUUGAAAAAUAGGGGAAUAUCCACCUUUCUAGAUGAUGAAAGGCUAGAGAAUGGCGAUUCCAUCUCAAAAGAACUCGUGCAAGCGAUAGAAGAGUCUCAAGUUGCCGUAAUCGUUUUCUCAAAGAAUUAUGCUAUGUCAAGGUGGUGCUUGAAUGAACUAUUGAAGAUUAUGGAAUGCAAGGAGAAAGAAAAUGGACAAACAGUUAUACCGGUCUUCUAUUAUGUGGAUCCAUCACAUGUUCGAUACCAAAUUGAGAGCUUUGCAGAAGCAUUUGCCAAACACAAAUUGAGGUAUAAGGAUGAUGUUGAGGGGAUGCAGAAGGUUCAAGGAUGGAGGAAUGCCCUAAUUGCUGCCGCAGAUCUAAAAGGACAUGAUAUUCAUGACCGGAUUAAUCAAUCGAUGAAAAUUGAUCAGAUCGUCGACCACAUCUCUUCCAAAUUUUGCAAGAGUGGUUUUUUAUCUUAUUUGCAAGAUGUUGUGGGAAUAAAUGCUCAUUUGGAGAAACUAAAAUCCCUACUUCAAAUAGAAAUCAAUAAUGUUCGGAUUGUAGGAAUCAGGGGAAUAGGCGGAGUUGGUAAGACGACGAUAGCAAAAGCCAUCUUUGAUACUCUAUCUCAUCAAUUUCAAGCAGCUUGUUUUCUUGCCGAUGUUAAAGAAAAUGCAAGAAAGAAUCAACUACAUUCCUUACAAAAUACCCUUCUCUCCGAAUUGUUAAGAAAAAAAGAUAAUUACGUCAAUAAUAAGUAUGAUGGGAAGUGCAUGAUUCCGAACAAACUUUCUUCAAUGAAGGUGUUGAUUGUGCUUGAUGACAUAGAUCAUGAUGAUCAUUUGGAGUAUUUAGCAGGUGAUGUUGAUUGGUUUGGUAAUGGAAGCAGAGUUAUUGUAACAACUAGAAAUAGAAAAUUGAUAGAGGAUAGUGAUGCAAUAUAUGAAGUGCAUACACUACCUGAUCAUGAAGCUAUGCAAUUGUUCAAUCAACAUGCUUUCAAAAAAGAAGUUCCAGAUGAGUGUUUUAAGAAGUUCUCAUUGGAGGUAGUAAAUCAGGCUAAAGGCCUUCCUUUAGCCAUCAAGGUGUGGGGUUCUAUGUUGCAUAAGAAAGGCGUAGAUAAGUGGGAAAUAAUUGUAGACCAAAUAAAGAAAAAGUCUAAUUCAGAAAUUGUUGAAAAACUCAAAAUAAGUUAUGAUGGAUUGGAGCCUGAGGAGCAAAAGAUAUUUCUAGAUAUCGCAUGUUUCUUCCGAGGAGAUGAUAGAGAAGAAGUCAUGCGAAUUGUUGAGAGCUAUGAAUCUGGAGCUGAAUUCAUAUUGGAUGUCCUAAUUGACAAAUCCCUUGUGUUCAUUGACUAUGGUGCGAUUGAAAUGCAUGACUUGAUUGAAGAUAUGGGCAAAUACAUUGUGAAAAUGCAAAAAGAUUCCAGCAGAAUAUGGAAUGUUGAAGAUUUCAAAGAUGUUAUAAUGAACAAUAUGGGGACCAUGGCAGUGGAAGCAAUCUGGUUAUGGACAUUUAAAAAACUAAGCUUUAGCAAAGACGCAAUUAAAAAUAUGCAAAGGCUUAGGAUAUUAUGCCUACAGACUUAUCCAUGGGGUUCCCAAAGUGAUUUAGAAGAUGUCUCUAUUGAGUACCUGCCCAACAACUUGUGUUGGUUUGUCUGGCCUCAUUAUCCUUGGAAGUUAUUGCCAGAAAAUUUUAAUCCCAGAAGGCUUGCUAAUCUUGAUCUCCCAUAUAGUUCAUUGCAUUAUUUAUGGAAGGAAACAGAGGUACCAUUCUAUUUUCAGAUACUUUCUAUUUUUAAUUGUCCUAGAAUUAUAAUUGUUCUCAUAUUAAACUCUGUGAAUUGCAUUUCCAACCUCUGCAUCUAAAGAAGACACAAUAAAAAUAUGUUGGCACAAUUGAGUUUUGUGAAAAUAUUAUAUAAGGUAUGAGUUAUAUCAAAUCACAUUGUAAUGAGUAUCACAAAUUUUUCAACAAAAAAAUAUAUAAUUUGAAAUAUAUGAACAGUCAAUCUAUUUAAAUAACUUCUUUAUCGUAUGUAAAAUGAUUAGACAUUCCAUGAACCUGCAAAAUUUGGACAACAAAACUUGGUUUGGUAAUUAAAAUAAUGAUUAAACUUUAUGUUAUUAGGUCCAAAAAUGUGAUAUAUAACAUGUAACCACACCAAAAUGAGUAUACAAAGAUGAUUAAAUGGCUCCGAUUUGACUGCAAAAGAAAAUUUCUACAUACCUUACUUUGUAGUUAUCAACUAUUAUUUCAUUCAAUGACCGUUGAGAAUUAGGAACAUUCUUAAUGUUCAUUUAUACAAGAAUUUAGCUUAAAUUCAUCAUUAAUACUAAUUGGUAACCGAAGGAAAUAAAAAAGUUUGACAAUUAAUAUAAUUUAAUUAAAUCAUAUAUAUCCUCUAUUAAAUAUUAAUGUUUACGUUAUCUAUCAUUUGGCAAGUCAUCACCAGAGGAAUUAAGAUUCUUUUUAAGAUGAUGAAUGUAUGUUAUGUGAAGCUUUUUAUCAUUAAAUAUAUAUGAUAAGUAGUCUUUAAUAUAAUAUCAUUAGAUAAGACAUCCUCUUUUAGUACUAUCAUUUUUAUUUAUACUAAUA
Molecule: messenger RNA, 2753 nt
Organism: Solanum stenotomum
Lineage: Eukaryota; Viridiplantae; Streptophyta; Magnoliopsida; Solanales; Solanaceae
Product: TMV resistance protein N-like
Exons: 3
Coding region: 44-2023 (659 amino acids)
Biological process (GO): defense response; signal transduction
Molecular function (GO): ADP binding
Source: RefSeq, a predicted model, not a curated record